AUGUAUUAUCAAGCAAAAUCAACUGCCGCUUAUUACCCAUUCCAACAAAGGAAGAUGAAAAGUAUACAUUUAAAAAUUUCUAACUGUCUUCCUAUGAUUACUCCACCUAUGUCCUUAUCUAAAACCGCAACCCAUAAGGAAAACGUCGCAUUUUAUUUAGAACAUAGCCAUCAUAUAUUAUCAUCCAGUAUUCAUAAUAAUAAAGGCAACAUCCUUUUAUCUAGUUAA
Molecule: messenger RNA, 228 nt
Organism: Strongyloides ratti
Lineage: Eukaryota; Metazoa; Nematoda; Chromadorea; Rhabditida; Strongyloididae
Exons: 3
Coding region: 1-228 (75 amino acids)
Source: RefSeq, a predicted model, not a curated record